UUUUCCUUAAAGAAGAAAACGAACGGCUUCAAUCGAUGAUAAAAUUUCAGCAAGAACAACUGUCUGAUAAGGAUAUUAAAAUUCAAGAACUUCACGCUGCUAAUGUAGAAUUACGCCUUGAAAUCGAUGAUCUUCAAUUGAAAAAUUUAAAAAUUAUUUGA
Funneliformis caledonium is the source of this 161-nucleotide messenger RNA. NCBI's taxonomy places the organism in Eukaryota, Fungi, Glomeromycota, Glomeromycetes, Glomerales, Glomeraceae. The record is from the annotation of a GenBank genome assembly.